AUGGUGGAGCAGGGAGACGAGGCUCCGCUGCUGUGCUGGGCCGAGGGCCCCGCCGUGUCCCUGCCGCAGGCCCCCGAAUUCCAGGCCAGCGGCCGAGGAUGGGGUGCGGGGGGUGGUGGCGGGGGUCUGGGGAGCGGGCCCGCAUCCGGGGUCCGGCGGGUUGCAGAGCCCGAGAAGAAGGAGGAGGUGGAAGAGGAAGAAGAGGAGGAGGAGGCGGAGUUCGGACCCGGGGAACUGCUGCGGCGGCAGCCCGGGCGCCUGCCUCUGGAGGAGGAGGAGGACCAGGUAGUGGCCGUGUUCGUGGUCACCUUCGAUCCCCGCACGGGUAACAUGCUGGAAUGGUGUCUGCCUCAAGAUAUUGACCUGGAAGGGGUUGAAUUCAAAUCUAUGGCCAGUGGGUCCCAUAAAAUUCAGUCUGACUUCAUCUAUUUCCGAAAAGGGCAUUUCUUUGGCCUUGCCUGCUUUGCUAACAUGCCUGUGGAGAGUGAACUGGAGCGUGGAGCCCGGAUGAAGUCCGUGGGCAUCCUCUCGCCUUCUUAUACACUCCUUUACCGAUACAUGCACUUCUUAGAGAAUCAAGUCCGACAUCAGCUGGAGAUGCCGGGGCAUUAUUCUCAUCUGGCUGCCUUCUAUGAGGACAAGAAAGGCGUGCUUCAUGCUGGUCAGGGAAAAUCCAACUCUGUGCACCCUGUUCAUUGGCUGCCCUCCAUCCAUCGAUAUAUGUACCCGGAGAUGAAGAUCACACACCCAGCCGGCUGUAUGUCACAGUUUAUCAAGUUCUUUGGGGAGCAGAUCCUUAUCCUGUGGAAGUUUGCUUUGCUUCGCAAACGCAUUCUGAUAUUCUCUCCUCCCCCCGUGGGAGUUGUGUGCUACAGAGUAUACUGCUGCUGCUGCCUGGCCAACGUCUCCCUGCCAGGGAUAGGAGGAACGAUUCCUGAAUCCAAACCUUUUUUCUAUGUGAAUGUGGCAGAUAUUGAGAGCCUAGAGAUAGAAGUGUCUUAUGUGGCUUGUACAACAGAGAAGAUUUUUGAAGAGAAGCAUGAUUUGUAUGAUGUAUAUGUGGACAACCAGAAUGUAAAGACCCACCAUGAACACCUGCAGCCGCUGCUCAAGCUCAAUAGUGCCGAUAAAGAAAAGUACCGGAGACUUAAUGAGCAGAGGCAGAUGCUGUUAUACUCUCAGGAAGUGGGUGAGGACUGCAACCCAUGUGAAGAAGACCUCUUUGUUUUGUUUUUCCUGGAGCAGAACAACAGGAUAUUCCAGACUUUGCUGGAAGUCUCUGCAAGCCAGGACAAGACCCUGACUGCAGAGCAUGCCCGAGGCAUGGGCCUGGACCCCCAAGGAGAUCGAAGCUUCCUUAUGGACCUGCUGGAAGCAUAUGGCAUUGAUGUGAUGCUAGUCAUUGAUAAUCCCUGCUGCCCAUAGACAGCUGGUGAAGAAGUAACUCUCUCAUGUGAUAAGAAGCACUCUUGGAAUUCAUCCCACUGCCUCCCAAAGGAUUUCAUU
Gracilinanus agilis (Agile Gracile Mouse Opossum) is the source of this 1506-nucleotide messenger RNA. RefSeq names its product DENN domain containing 11 (gene DENND11). Gene Ontology annotation, cellular component: cytoplasm. The record is from RefSeq and is a predicted model, not a curated record. NCBI's taxonomy places the organism in Eukaryota, Metazoa, Chordata, Mammalia, Didelphimorphia, Didelphidae. The transcript has 9 exons. Bases 1 to 1425 code for a protein of 474 amino acids.